This is a messenger RNA of Haliotis rufescens (red abalone), 1244 nucleotides long. Its product is annotated as carbohydrate sulfotransferase 1-like. The record is from RefSeq and is a predicted model, not a curated record. Gene Ontology annotation, biological process: sulfur compound metabolic process; N-acetylglucosamine metabolic process. NCBI's taxonomy places the organism in Eukaryota, Metazoa, Mollusca, Gastropoda, Lepetellida, Haliotidae. The coding region runs from base 21 to 1034 and encodes 337 amino acids. The transcript is spliced from 3 exons. Gene Ontology annotation, molecular function: N-acetylglucosamine 6-O-sulfotransferase activity.
GAGAGUUCAAGUCUGCAUUGAUGCCAGUCGUUCCGGCAGAGAAGGAAGUACUUCCAUAUGUUCGUCUGUCGAGGCCCACACCUGAAGCAACAAAGGUCAUACUUCUGGCGUACAUGCGGACUGGGUCAAGCUUCACAGGUGAUAUCAUACAGCAGAGCCCGGAUGUAUUCUACAUGUUUGAACCGUUAUUCGCCGUGGAGAAGUAUCAUUUGUCUCACCUUUUUGACAUCAACAACAAAAGAUUCGACAAAGGCAAAGGGAAGAGGCAACAACACGUUCUUGAAUCGUUACUAACCUGCGACCUGACAUCCAUGGACCCUACGACACUCACACAACAUCACCUGAAGAACAGCUACAGCACCAUCGACUAUUACAACUGCACCAGGAAUGUUGAAUCAAUAUCCGAUUUGAAAGAAUGUCUCAAACCGGUGUUGUCAGAAUGUGUCAAGUCCCGUGUUGUAUUUGCCAAGGUCAUCCGCACAAAGAUGAUCACAAUGAAGGACCUCCUGUCCAAAUAUCCAGAAUUGAAGGUCAUACACCUCCUUCGUGACCCUAGAGGGCUCUUAGCGUCACAGCAGAUGGUGGGGCAUUUACCUGACGGUAUAAGUGGGUCUGUUAAGGCAACGUGUGACAAAAUGUAUACUGAUGUUAAAAAGUCCGUCAGUUUUAAGAAGAUGUUCCCCGGGCGUGUUUUUACUCUACGUUAUGAGGACAUUGCUCUCGACCCAAUUAAUGUGUCUAAGCAAGUCUACGAUUUCCUUGGAAUAGAACUUACAAGCACAAUACAAAACUACAUCUUGGAUAUCACAGCUAACAAUGUAACACGGUGUGGAGCAAGAUGUAUCAGUAAAAACUCAACCUAUGCAGCGUUCAGAUGGCGAGAGCAUCUUUCGUAUCGUGAUGUGUCUGUUAUUGAUCAUAGCUGCUCAGAAUUGUAUCGAAAGGUUGGAUACCUAGCAGUAACAAAGGUUACGUUUCGCGACAUGUCGAGGACAACCCUUACUGACAUGCCCAAGGAUUUAACACGAAUUUAGGAAUUAACAGAAAACGUUAUUAUUUCAAUUUUUAACAUUUUCUAUCGUUGUACAUACAAAUAGAAAGAAAAACUAACUGAACGACGGCUUGACGGAUAUCUGUUCUGGCUCGAGUCACGUUAUCAUAUGUUGGAAAUGUGUUUUACGUUGGAAUUGAAUCAACCAAUGUAUAACAAGGUGACUAUGCCUGUCGUCUGAGGCGACAAACAG